AUGGCAUCGUCAUCUACAAGAUCCACUCGAACAAGUGGUCGAGCUCAUUAUAAACUGACAAAAACUAUAACUGGACCAGAUGGAAAGACGAGAGUUGAAACCGUUGAAUUAAAAGAUGAUGACGCGGUCAAAUUUAUGAGAGAACUUCGAUUAGAAAAAGAAGAUGUACCCGAUUUGGAUAGAUUUGGCUAUCGACCGUUAGAAAAUACGCUCACAUUUGAUUUGAAUGCCGAUGUAAGUAGACAUGAUAUAAUUUAG
Didymodactylos carnosus is the source of this 258-nucleotide messenger RNA. Lineage: Eukaryota; Metazoa; Rotifera; Eurotatoria; Philodinida; Philodinidae. The record is from the annotation of a GenBank genome assembly.